AUGAAACAAAUGCACAAGUGGAACUAUAUACACGAUCCAGCACUUGCUCAAAUGAAUGUAAAUGAUGCCAGGGCAUUUCUGCAAGUACUACUUCAGCUGUCUUAUUCAUAUACCAAGUCUCAAUACAUGGAUCAAGUGAUAGAGCAUGUUCAAAAAAAUCCUGAUAUGCUGGAUAAUGAUGGCUCAAUCCUUUUAAAGCACUUUUUCUCUUUCCGGGAUGCUCAACCAGUUCCUGCCACAAUUAAAACAUUGGGAGAGCUUGCAAGAUCUCAGUUGAACUUUAUGCUUAAUAUUUUGAAACCAUCCAAACUAUUCGAGGAGUUGGAGCCAAAGGUUAUAUUCCCAUUCAAGAAAUCAAAACCGCGGAUGAUAUCACUGUCAAAAGAAUCAGAACCACAAGUUAUAUUUUUACCCGAGGAAUCAAGACUUCAGAGUAAAUCGCUAUCCAAGCUAUUCGAGGAGUUGGAGCCACGAGUUAUAUUGCUGCCCGAAGAAUUAAAGUCACAAAUCACAACAGUAUCCAAGAUACUAAAACCACAAGUUGUAUUUCUACCCGAAGAAUCAAUACCUCAGAGUAAAUCACUGUCCAAGCUAUUUGAGGAAUUAGAACCACGAGUUAUACUAUUACCCGAAAAGUCAAAACCACGGGCUGUAUCGGUAUCUAAAAAACCAACACCACAGAUUACAAGAGUACCCAAGGAACCAAAAGUGUCUUUGAAAAAGAGUAAAGCAAAACAAAACGACACUGAUGUAUCUGAUCCAUUGGAUGAAUCAAAGGCUGACUCGCUUGACGUGAAUGCAAUGAAUAGCCCAACAUCUUUUUUAUACAACCAGCUCGAUGGCAUGACCAUGCAAGAACUAACUGGGUUGUGUAAAUACUUGAAGAUCAAAACUACAAAGUCACGUACAGAAUUGGUGACCGACUUUGAAGCAUUUAAAGCAUCUAAAGCUGUAACCAAAGAGCCUGCAGCUGAUCUCACUGAGAUCAAGGCAGAGAGUGACAAGGAGACUACGUAUAGUUCAACGAUUACUAUCCGUACUAAAAUCAUGUCAGACAACAAAAAUAAUUAUUCACGUGGUACAUUUAUACCAUUGGAUUCUCAGGGGAUUAAACGUCUUCCACUUUACCGAUUGGUAAAACUAUGCAAAUCUGAAGAAAUUGAUAUAAAACUACCACAAAAACGACUACUUUCGAGUGUCAAACUGUUGAUCAAUAGUCAUCGUCAAAGUGUUGUUGGAGUGAACAACGAAGUUGAUUUGGUCAUGUUAAGACGAAUUGCAUUUAGUAAUUUAGCCAAACAACACACUGGAGUGAGCGAAGUCAUUGAUGGAGUUUUAUUAAAAGUGCCCAAACCCAGUCCAGUAGCAGCCAAGUUUUUAAAGGGAAUUUAUCUGAAUCCAACCUAA
Batrachochytrium dendrobatidis JAM81 is the source of this 1407-nucleotide messenger RNA. RefSeq lists its product as uncharacterized. Lineage: Eukaryota; Fungi; Chytridiomycota; Chytridiomycetes; Rhizophydiales. The coding region runs from base 1 to 1407 and encodes 468 amino acids. The transcript is spliced from 5 exons. The record is from RefSeq and is a predicted model, not a curated record.